Messenger RNA from Paraglomus occultum, 582 nucleotides. The record is from the annotation of a GenBank genome assembly. Lineage: Eukaryota; Fungi; Glomeromycota; Glomeromycetes; Paraglomerales; Paraglomeraceae.
AUGGCAUUAGCAUCAAAUAACAUUCAAAAUCUACAAGGCUCGACGGAUGACAAUAACCCUCCUAUCAAUCCACCCACGGACAAUCCUGUCGUUAAUAAUUUUGUACCCGAUCAACCACCCGUCGGGAGUAUCGCAUACCUCCCAGAUAAUAAACCAGACGUAAUAUACACGCCGAGUGGUGAACCUAUACAGGUUUUAGUCGAAGGGACUCCCGUUGCGCCUCCAGCAGCGUCACCGCUGAGUAAUUUUCGCAUGACAAAGGAAAUUUGUAUUGCCAUAGCUGCGUUUAUCUUCGUUCUGAUUGGUAUUAUAAUGUCUAACUCAUCGCUAAACUCUUGUACUCAAAACUGUUUAUUUCAUGUUCGGCUUCAACUUCGUACUCGCGAUGUUCAGGCAUAUCCAAAGUGCCUUAUGAAAUGUGCAAGUACAUAUCACGCGGUUAAGGGUGCAGGAAGUGCAUUCCUGGUUAUUGGAGCAAUUGUGCUGUUGGGAGCCGGAGCCUUCAUGUACCAAAAACGACAGGAACAACUGAUGCAGCAGCAAAACAAUCAAGACAUGCAGCAGGCUCAAAUAAAUGAAUAA